AUGCCACUGCUGGAGGAUUCCAUCCUGGAGAACAUCAGCUGGGCUGCUGAGGAGACCCAGGGCAACCAGUCCUCGGAGCACACGUUCUUCUCCCCGGAUUACCAGCAUGUCCAAGUCCCCUUCGAAAUCACCCUCUGGAUCAUGCUCGCCUCCUUGGCCAAAAUAGGGUUUCAUCUCUACAACAGGCUGCCUUCUGUCGUUCCCGAAAGCUGCUUGUUGAUAUUUGUAGGACUCAUCAUGGGAGGAAUCAUUUAUGGCCUAAAUGACAAGUCACCCCCUGUUAUGGACAGUGACAUCUUUUUCCUCUACCUGCUGCCACCCAUUGUCCUUGAUGCUGGGUACUUCAUGCCCAGCAGGCCCUUUUUUGAGAACAUGGGCACCAUCCUCCUCUACGCGGUGGUGGGGACGAUAUGGAACGUGUUCGGGAUUGGCUUUUCCCUCUAUGGGAUCUGCCAGGUGAAAGCCUUCCAGCUGCAGGACGUGUCGUUGCUCCACAACCUCCUGUUUGGCAGCCUGAUUGCUGCUGUGGACCCCGUGGCAGUCUUGGCUGUCUUUGAGGAGAUCCAUGUCAACGAGAAGCUGCACAUCUUGGUCUUUGGCGAGUCGCUCCUCAACGACGCGGUGACCGUGGUGCUCUACAAGCUCUUUCGCUCCUUCUGCGAGAUGCCAACCAUCAAGAGCAUGGAUGUUUUUGCUGGAGUGGGGAAGUUCUUCGUGGUUGGGCUAGGAGGAAUCCUAGUAGGGCUGACCUUCGGGAUGACGGCCGCCUUCACCACGCGCUUCACCAAGGACAUCCGCGUCAUCGAGCCCCUCUUUGUCUUCCUCUACAGCUACCUCUCCUACCUCACUGCUGAGAUGUUCCACCUCUCGGGGAUCGUGGCCAUCAUUGCUUGUGCCAUGGGCAUGAAACGUUACGUGGAGGCCAACAUCUCUCUCAAGUCUCACACCACAGUCAAAUACUUCAUGAAGAUGUGGAGCAGCGUCAGUGAAACCCUCAUCUUCAUCUUCCUUGGGGUUUCCACUAUUGGAGAAAACCACGAGUGGAACUGGCCAUACAUCUGCUUCACUGUCAUUUUCUGUCUCAUUUGGAGAGCACUAGGGGUCCUGGUGCUGACCUUCCUGGUGAACAGAUGUCACGUCAACACCAUCACCAGUAAAGACCAGUUCAUUAUUGCCUACGGGGGCCUCCGAGGAGCCAUUUGCUUCUCCCUGGUUUUCCUGCUCCCAGACUUCGGCCGGAAGAAGCUCUUCAUUGCAGCAACAACUGUUGUCAUCCUCUUCACCGUGUUUGUCCAGGGAAUGACCAUCCGGCCUCUCGUUGACUUGUUGGCUGUCAAGAGGGAAAGGGAAAGUGCUCCCACCGUGGGGGAGCAGAUCCACAUCCGGUUCUUGGAUCAUUUGCUGGCUGGCAUUGAAGAUAUAUCUGGUCACUGGGGACAGUAUUACUGGAAAGACAAGUUGGAGUAUUUCAACAGCAAAUACCUGCAGAAGAUCCUCCUGAGGGAGUGUGACCAGCCCAAGUCCAGCAUCGUGCUGCUCUACGAGAAGCUGGAGCGCAAACACGCCAUCCAGCUGGCAGAGGCAGGGCAGCUGGGCAACCACGACAGGACUGUCACAACAGACAAAAACCUGGAGGACACUCUGAAUCCUGAUGUCCUGGAAAACAUACAGGAAAUAUUGGCAAGAAACCUGUACCGAAUCAGGAGAAGGGGACCAGCCUACAACAGGCACACCCUUCCUGGGGACACCGAGCCCGUGGAGCAGGCCAAGGAGCUCCUGAUCCUCCGGCACAAGAACCUGUGGGUGGAAGUGAGUGGAAGUGACACAGCCAGCUCUGGGAAGGAGAAGGACGACUCCUGCUCGGCGCAGGGUGACUCCAGCAGGCAGCUCAAGCUGUCCCGUUCCUUCUCAGCGCGGGACGCGGAGAAGGUUCCGGAAGGGAAACAGAACCGGUCCCAGUCGGUGUGUGUCCUCCCCCCCCCACAGCCCAGCAGCACAGCUGGGGGGGAGGAGAAGCAAACGGAGAAAGACCUGACUCUGGAGGGGUAA
Molecule: messenger RNA, 2049 nt
Organism: Chaetura pelagica (chimney swift)
Lineage: Eukaryota; Metazoa; Chordata; Aves; Apodiformes; Apodidae
Product: sodium/hydrogen exchanger 2-like
Exons: 12
Coding region: 1-2049 (682 amino acids)
Biological process (GO): sodium ion transport; regulation of pH; proton transmembrane transport
Cellular component (GO): membrane
Molecular function (GO): sodium:proton antiporter activity
Source: RefSeq, a predicted model, not a curated record